GGUGUUAUUAGCUCGGGAUCCCUUAAUUUUAACGCGCUAGAUAUGGUCAUCAAUAAUGCUUCCACUACGAAUAAUUUCUCAAUAUUCUUGAAAACUUUCAACCUAUCAGAGACGAUUGAUCUUUUCAGUCAAGGUAAGACGUGGUUGUGAUGAACUGUUUUUAAAAAAAAACCGACCACGUCCAUAUUUAGUUUUCAUGCGAUUCUAUAGCUUCAUAACAUUUGGUAUUUUUAACGAUUUUGAUCUGCAUGGCCAACCAAAGGUUCUGAGACCUGUCCGGAUGGUAAACGCUACGAAUGCAUCAGUUUUUAAUCUCGGUUGUAAUUUUUGAGAACCCGGAUUCUCAGUGAUUCAUUGCUGAUCUGCCUGCCAGUUUUGUGUGCUAACAUUCAUCUACCAUUCCUUUUUUCAUUUUCUUUUAAUGCUGUAAUUGUGUGCAUCUGGAAACGUGCAUGAAACACGUUGUAUGUCAAUGCGAGGGUCGAUGAAGAGACUUCGGUCCAAUGUGGAUGUUGCCAGUUCCGUCGAUUAACAUAAAAAUUAUGUAUAUUUUAAAACAAAUGAGCUUUAAAAGUGUUGUUAUUUUUAAUGCUACUGACCUGAAUUUUCCACUCAAUCCAUGAUAUUUUCAGCUUCACUACUCAUUCAGCAAAACGUUAUAGCACUAAUCGACGAAGGAGGUCACACAAAAACUUCAUCGUGUGCACUAUCUACAUUAACAAACAUCCCCCUUAUCCGCCUCAAUGGACACAGUACGCCAUUCAGCCAGUGUGAAAAGCUGGUCCAAAUGUCACCUGGGUAUAAAGAUUAUGCGCAUGCUUCUCUGGCAAUCCUCAAGACGUUCAGAUGGGAAAACGUUGCCUUGGUUUUCGAUGGUACGUUGAAAUAUAUAUUUUUGUUAAUGAAGGAUUUUGACAACAUGUAGAAAGGGACAGGAAGGGGAGCGAUGCUUGAUUCUAAAAUUACUUGAGAUUCUUCUUAAAGAGAAUGCUUUAAAGGUAAUAUUUUCUUUCUUUGUCUGUUUAUUUGUCUUGGUUUGUUUUGUUUUUUCUCCUUGAUUUUUUAGGGGACUGUUUAUAUCCCUCUGGUGUUGAGCCGUACCCAAAAAGCUUUUGACUCCUCCUCUUUUUUAAGUUUUCGAAAGAUUGUAUCUGAUUCUAGGAUUGAAUGUUAGUAGUGGGUGAAAAACCACUGAGGGGUAAAAUGCGGAUAUACCCUCAGAGUAGCUAUGUGACUACUGAUUGACAGACAUCUUUUUCUAGCUUGAUAACUAGAAAGGGAAAAUUUAAUUAAGAAAUUUAUUUAAAAAGAUGGGAACAAUUCAACUGAUACAGUCUUUAAUGCUAUUUAGACAGGUAUGUUGUUGGUAGAACCCAGGGAAAGAAUUGCCUCAAGUUCCCGUAAUUUCAAGAAUAUCCAAGAAAACAUAGCAAUUUAAUAUUGGCGUUAUAGCAUUAAAAUCGAUUUUGUCUAGAAGUGAGGUUAUUAUGUAUGAUGUGGAAAUUCCUUUUUAUCAUGAUUCCAAUAUCCGCAACCUGACCAUUGGAUUUCUAAAUUGCUACAGUGUAAUAAAGUCAAUCAAUCAAUCCUUCAAUCCUUUUUUCCACAGUCAGCAUUCAUUAAGCGAAACUCAGACACUUUUUCUUAAUCAUUUUAGGAAAUCGCCUACAAGAAGCUGGAUAUUUCCACGUGCUAUCGCAGAGAUCAAAUAUAAACGCAACUUUAGUCGAGAUUUCUGAGGAAAUGUUGAACGAGGACUCGACAGUUCCCAUAUGGAGAGCAAUCGAAGAUAUAAAAACCCUUAAAGCUGAAGUCGUUCUUCUUUUUACAAGUGAAAAAAAUAUGGGCAUGAUGUUGCAACAGGUUACUCAGUCUUUGGAUUUAAUGUCUGGCUAUUGUAAUAUUCAGAAAGUAUAAGGUAUUUCAUUGCGGUUUUUAUAUAUCUACCCGUUCCUAUUUAUUUCUUGCCAGGCUCCUCGUAGGGACAAAUUCUACAAAUGGAUACUUCAAGGACAGGUUUGAAAACCAGUGUUCUGUUAUUAAUCAAUCCGUCGUCGUAAUUUUAAAAAUAUUUUACUCCUAUUACCAUUAUUACUUUUUCGAAUUGCAGGUUCCGUUAAACUUGAGCAGUCAUCCAAACAAUGUGGUUCUAGCAAUGAAACUCAGGUGUCUUAAAAAUUUAUCUUCUAGGGCCGAAAAAGAAACGGUAAGAUUUAACGGUAUAGCAGCGCAUAAAAUUCAACUUUUUGGCGUCUUUAAUUAACAGGUUGUGUUUUUCAGACCGAAUGCCUUAGAAGAUUGCAAAGGCUGCAGAUGAGUGGUCUACAGCUGUGUCACCAACCCUUUUUUGCAGUUCCAUAAUAUUAGUUUGAAAAUUGCCUAUUUUAAGUGUUUACAAAACGAAACGAAUCAAACACAUUUAAUAAGAUCUCUCGUCUUAAACAGGAAAGCGAAAUGAGCAAUUUUUGUUUUAAACAGUGUCAGGUUUUGAAGGCUCCGGCGGUACGCCUCUCCCCAGGCUUCCCUAGAGUGCCCCCCUUCCCCACCCACUCCCCUGCUCAGAGCGCAUACGGACUACUGAAAUUCUCUAUUACAGCAGAACCCUCCGCAGUAAGGGCUUGGAGAAAAAGCUUUUCAGAACUUCCUGAUUUGGGUGAUUGUUUUGUGAAUAUAUACAAGUCAUCGAUAAGAUAAUAAGCUUAGACAAUUCUCUUUUAAGGUUAUGCACAGAAUAACCACGACAAACAAAGAACUACUGAAAUAUAAAUUAGCCUCUGAUGACAAGCUUCCUUUCUACUUCCACCCUGAUUCAAUUGAAUACAUCUUUAUACGUUGUCAAAAGUCAAACGAAUUCCUUCCCUAAACGAAUAUCGUAAGGAGAACGUACAACUUUUUAACAAGCUAAAGUUAUUUAAACAUUCGAAGACUCCUCUGCAUUGCAAAUGUCAAAUUUAACUCAAAGCAAACUCAGUCUAUUGGCUUUAUUGUAAAAGAAAUACUUGUGUACUUGCAAGAACAUCGCAACGAAACUUAAUUUAGAUGAAUUUUUACGUAAGCUUUUGGAACAAUAUCGCAUUGAAAAGUUGUUGCAAACAAUAUUAAAUAAGUGUGGCAACUUUAUAUUUCUAUCGUUUUUUUAUUUGAAUGUUUAUUUACGUUUUUGUGUGUUGAAGCUGUAACUAAGUUUUGUUACCAACUGACCUAUUUAUUUAGUUUUUGCUAUUGCGGUGUAUAUUGACAUUGUUAAUUUUUCGUCAAUAAAAAUAUUUCAAAAAAAUACAGCAGACCGCGGUUCUUAUUAAAAUAGUUCACAUUUUGAAUUCACCUUUGCGUUGGUACUCUUUCCAUAGGUACAAGCUUCACUAGCUUACGAUGCCGUUCAAGUUAUAAGUCAGGCUUUGAACAGGGAACCUUGCUCAUCGAUAAAUGGAACCACAAUUACUUCAAAUGAAAGAGAUACCAUGCUAACCUGUAUCAUUAAGGUGAACUAGAAAUACGUUAUUGUAAAAAUCUUGCCAAGCUGAAAGGGUCACCAGUGAAAAUAAAGGGAAACAAGCCAAAGGGAAAAAAUGUGAUUAAAAAAAAUCAGAACAAAAAAAAAUGUACAAAGAAAACGAAGCUUCCACACCGGGAUUUGAACUUACACCAAGAUUAUCUCCUGCGGGACAAGUUCGCUACUAGACCACUGGACCAUGCUUCCCCUGAUCUUUUAACAACGGAAAAUUAAUAGACUUAGGCAUUUUUCUCUGCCAUUCACGCUGUUUGAAGCUUGUGGAGCUGUGUUAAUCGUGAAUUCAAAGAUAAACUGGAGGAAAAUUAGCUUUUUUUGACGAGUAUUUCAAAGUCAUUUUGCAUUAUUUAUUCAUUUCGGUCGGUCGGACCGAAAUGUCCCUUUCCAUUUGACAAAAUUGUUGUCCCUAGUACUGCUCCUUUGUAUCCUGCUUGCAAGAACAAUAAGCAAACGGGCGGUGCCUUGGCUCGGGUCUGUGCAAACGGAAUGUAUCGUUCCAUUGGGCAGGAUGUCAGUAAAAGGCGGGGUCAGGGUCGCGGUCUAUCUUUUUUUUUUUUUUUUUAAGAAUGCUGUCUUAGGGUUAGGGUUAGGGUAGGGUAAGCGUUAGGGUAGGGUUAUAGUGAGGGUUAGUGUCAACCCUAACCCUAUCCCAAGCCCUAAAACAGCAUUUUUUAAGAUAAACCCCGACCCCGACCCCGCCUAUUACUGACACCCCAUUCGGCAAGUGGGAUUACCGAAAUUUCAAACGGAAAUUUUGUUAAAUAGCACUGUUGAGUUUGCAGGUCGCUGUUAUUUGCCUCAGAAAUACGUACGUCACGAUCAACAUGAAAGUGCACCACCGAAAUCAGUGGCAAGCCGGUUCUAACCAGUUGUGUUGCCUGGAAGCCUAAAAUGCACCAUGACAUGACGCUGAAUGGCACCUUUUGGCGUUUGUUUAUGGUUGGUUGCUAGGUAACUGCGGAAGAUAUCUACAUACUCAAACCGUGAUUCUGUCUCGUUAAGCGAUCACGCGCGUUCCACGAGUGAUGCCAAUUUCGACAAAAUUAUAAGCUCGCUUUCGCGAGCAACAAAUUGAUUUUACACCUGAACCUCUGAUGUCAGAGACUAACUUACAAAAGUAACUUUACCGUAGAGUGAUAAAAGACCAUUGAUGGAAGUGUUGUAACUAGAAACUGUGCCUUCGAUGGAAUGAACCUGUGCGCAUUAUUGAACUUAAACCUGUGUCACUCAAAUGCGAGGAACAGUGUCCUUGAUGGUUUUGUUACAAUCCACAGGCCAAUGUUGACGGUGUAACAGGAAAUGUCCAAUUUGACGAAGGUGGAACGCGAAACGGGAUCGAGUUUGAUAUCUAUAACUUAAGGAACAACUCCUUCCAAGUUGUAAGUAAUGAAGAUUUUGGGUAUUUAGAAUAAGCUUUCCCAAGGGUAAUACCGUAUUCUCGUCAUUUCCUCAAGUCUUCUACAAUGCUUGAAUUUGUUAUUUUGAUUCUUUCAUUCUAGUUAUGUAAAAAUGUGUUUUAAGCAUCAUGAAAAUCAUCAAGUGUAAAAAUAAAAUUAGAGCUCUUGGGAUCGAUUGUGCCGUUAUGACGUCAAGAAUGACGUCCUGAAAGUGGUUUAUGACGUAUCGUGUACAGAUCCCUUUUUUAUUUUUCAGGUAGGUUCAUGGAACUCGACGAAGUAUUUCACCAUGUUUGAGAAUUUGUCGUGCAACAUGGGAAAUCGAUUUCAAAGAGGGGCCCUGGAAGGAAGAAAACUUAGAGUUGUUGUCAAGGAGGUAUUGAAAGCACAAUUUGUAGCUCUUUAAUAUUUACUUUUUGACAGAUAUGAAUUUUUAUACCUAUUUUUUCUUUUUUUUUUUUUUUCAAUCAAUACAGGAUGACCCAUUUGUUAUUAAAGAGAAGAGCAAAGACGGUGCUAUUUCAUUCAAGGGAUACUGUAUUGAUCUGUUGGAGGAAUUGGCGAGAAAUCUUCAUUUUACCUAUGACAUCUACACCACCCCAGACGGUAACUAUGGCGCCGAAGCAGAAAACGGGACUUGGAAUGGCGUGAUUGGAGAGCUGAUAAAUCGGGUUGGUAUCAAACAAUCAAUUCACUUUCUUCCUGGGCGAAAGAAUCGACGACAAACACAAAAAAUAACUAAAACUAUAACUAAAAAAAUUUUUUUUUCUUUCCUUGAAAGCGUGCUGAUAUGGCUGUUACUGCCUUAACCAUAACCGAACGCAGAGAGAAUGUAGUGGACUUCGCCGUUCCAUUCAUGUACUACUCUAAAGAAAUGCUGCUCAUGAAGAAAGAGUCGGCAAGAAUUGAUCUCCUACAAUUUGCUGACCCGUUCCACGAAAAUGUUUGGUACACUUUAGUUGCCUGUAUCGUCAUCAUAUCUGGGGCUGUGUUUGUCUUGAACUAUUUCAGCCCUUAUGGCUACAAAGAUGAGAAUGGCCGAGGGACAUCCUGGGAGUUCAGCUUUCCCAACAGUGUCUGGUUUUCAUUGAGUUGUAUGUUGCAGCAAGGAGAAGACAAGACACCAAAGAGUUUGUCAGGUGGUGGUCCUAAGUUAGCAUGUCAUGAAGUUUUAUGUUCCCUUUCAUGGAAGUUAUCCCAAAUAGUACCUUGCGAUGUACAGAAGUCAGUUCUUUCUAGGUCAGGUCAAGAUUUCUUCUCUUUUAAGAGAAGAAUAUUUUCUUAAGAACUCUUAGCUGCUCGGCUUUGGAGUCGCCGGAGCCAAAUUUUCGGAAGCAUAAUUUGACUGGCGAGCGACAGCUUAACAUGAACAAAAAGUAAAAAGCUCCAAGUACUGGAGACAUGCAGUUGCAGUCUAUCUGAGGUUGACAGCGUGGUCUUCUUUGUCCUAUUAAAAUGAAGAAAAAAAGGCAGUCUAAGGGGUAGCAUCAAUCCCCCACUGUCCUUCCCUCCUAAAAUAAAGCGCAACUUUAUAAUUAGGUUAAUUUAUGAUAUACUAUAUGCUUUAAUUAUUUGUAAAGUUUUCAUAACGUACGUUUUAAAGUCUAAUUUUACUAUUCAGGUCGCGUCCUCACUGCCUGUUACUGGUUCUGCAUCCUUGUUUUUGUUUCAUCCUACACCGCCAACCUCGCAGCAUUUUUCACGGUGAAGAAUACAAGGUAUCCAAUCAAUAACCUCAAUGACAUCUUAACGUCGUCUUAUAAGGUAGUAAUAAUAUCCUCAGGAAGUACUUACGAGUUUUUCAAGACAAGUCAGAUAGAAAAGCACAGGCAAAUUUGGCGCAGGGUUCAAGAGCAUGGCACAGUUGCUCAAAACAUCAACCAAGGCAUCCAAUGGGUGAAAGAAAGAGAAGAAAUGGUGCUAAUAUAUGAUGGCCCGAAGCUCCGUCAUGUUGCCGACAAACAACCAUGCAAUUUGACCACAGGUAACUACAGAAUAUAUUAA
Messenger RNA from Porites evermanni, 6912 nucleotides. NCBI's taxonomy places the organism in Eukaryota, Metazoa, Cnidaria, Anthozoa, Scleractinia, Poritidae. The record is from the annotation of a GenBank genome assembly.